AGCAGCAGCAGCACAGACGCUCAUCCACGGGCGCAGCACAGUUUGUGAUGAUGGCGCUAUCAAAUGUCCUGGAAGCUCCUGCCGCCGGAUUCAACUUCGAGAACUCCUCCAGAAACGCUGCGUUACAGGCCGGUCUGGAAGGACAGACUCCUCGACCAAUGAAAACAGGCACCACCAUAGCAGGAGUGGUGUUCAAGGACGGCGUGGUGCUCGGAGCCGACACCAGAGCCACCAGCAGUGAAGUGGUGGCCGAUAAAAUGUGUUCCAAGAUCCAUUACAUGGCCCCCAACAUUUACUGUUGUGGAGCAGGUACUGCAGCAGAUACAGAGAAGACCACCGACCUGGUGGCCUCCAACCUCACCAUCUUCUCCCUGAACAGCGGCAGGAAGCCUCGGGUCGUCAUGGCCGUCAACAUCCUGCAGGACCUGUUGUACAGGUACCGUGGACAAAUCGGUGCCAGUCUGAUACUGGGAGGAGUGGACUGUACUGGGAGCCACCUGUACACAGUGGGGCCGUACGGCAGUGUGGACAAGAAGCCCUACCUGGCCAUGGGGUCUGGUAAUCUGGCUGCGAUGGGGAUCAUGGAGGACGGCUUCAGACCUGACCUGGAGCUGGACCAGGCCAAGCAGCUGGUGCGUUCGGCCAUCCAGGCAGGGAUCCUGAACGACCUGGGCUCAGGCCACAACAUCGACCUCUGUGUCAUCACCGACCGGGGAGUGGACUACAUCAGGCCGUACCAGGAGUCCCAGUACAAGGACCACAGGACAAACAAAUACAGAUUCCGUCAGGGCACCACCCCAGUCCUGACUGACACGGUGGUGCCGUUGGAGCUGGAGGUGGUGGAGGAGAAGGUGCAGCAGAUGGAGACCUCCUGAACCAGGGGCGUACCAGGUGUGGAACCAUAAGUACGACCAAAAACAAAACAAUUUCCUGCCUGGAGUCAAACACACCGAGACCAAGACUGGAAGACACUUUACACAGAAUUCAAAUAAAAACUUCCUGACGAUUUCCUACUGAAACACUUGGGUUUUUUGUGUCUUUCUGACCUGAUGGAAAUAAAACUCACUAAUUUGU
Cynoglossus semilaevis (tongue sole) is the source of this 1074-nucleotide messenger RNA. RefSeq names its product proteasome subunit beta type-7-like. Gene Ontology annotation, molecular function: threonine-type endopeptidase activity. NCBI's taxonomy places the organism in Eukaryota, Metazoa, Chordata, Actinopteri, Pleuronectiformes, Cynoglossidae. The transcript has 8 exons. Gene Ontology annotation, cellular component: proteasome core complex; cytoplasm. The record is from RefSeq and is a predicted model, not a curated record. Bases 48 to 875 code for a protein of 275 amino acids.